GUCCAUUUAUUCACAACCAAUCAUAACCCUCCGUUCUCUCUACACGUACAAACAAAAACCUUAAACCCCAUGAAAACCUCACCUCCUUCUCUCCCUCGCUGCCCCCCCGCACUCUAAUCUCUUCUCUUCUCUCUGAAACAACAAUGGCAGACCCAUCAUUAAUGCACAACUUCCUCAACCAUCAACACCAACAGCACCCCUCUUCUACUUCAACGCCCACAAAAAAGAGCUCAACAAACCUACCCAUAUAUCCCUCAUCUUAUCGUCACUUUCAAUGCCUUUUCUGUCCGCGCAGGUUCUACACCCCUCAAGCUCUCGGUGGCCAUCAAAAUGCCCACAGACGUGAAAGAGCCGCUCAACGCAGAAACAACAAAACCCUCAACACUCCUAUCUCAACAGACCCCUCUUUGAGGAAACAUUCAUCAUUUGUUAACCAUAACCACCCAGAAACAACCAGUCCUCCAGCAGUAACAUUUUUGAACCAAUACCACCAGCUUCAGGCGCUUGACCCCGUGAUGAAUAGAAACUACCAGUUUCCAUUGCCUUCCUCAGGUGUCUAUGUUUCGGUUCCUCAGUAUGGUAUGCUUUAUGACGGGUCUGCAGCUACUACUUCUCUUGAACAUGAUACUGGUUAUCGUAAUGAUCUUUCAGCAGCUGAUGAUGAUCCUAAUGUCGUCACUGCAAAAAUUGACCUUACCCUCCGUUUAUAA
Populus euphratica (Euphrates poplar) is the source of this 710-nucleotide messenger RNA. Its product is annotated as zinc finger protein KNUCKLES-like. Bases 144 to 710 code for a protein of 188 amino acids. The record is from RefSeq and is a predicted model, not a curated record. Gene Ontology annotation, molecular function: DNA-binding transcription factor activity. The transcript has a single exon. NCBI's taxonomy places the organism in Eukaryota, Viridiplantae, Streptophyta, Magnoliopsida, Malpighiales, Salicaceae.